This is a messenger RNA of Scophthalmus maximus (turbot), 2461 nucleotides long. It is a transcript of the gene fhl3a, whose product is annotated as four and a half LIM domains 3a. Lineage: Eukaryota; Metazoa; Chordata; Actinopteri; Pleuronectiformes; Scophthalmidae. The record is from RefSeq and is a predicted model, not a curated record. Bases 317 to 1156 code for a protein of 279 amino acids. The transcript has 6 exons. Gene Ontology annotation, cellular component: stress fiber; Z disc; nucleus. Gene Ontology annotation, biological process: actin cytoskeleton organization. Gene Ontology annotation, molecular function: actin binding; transcription coregulator activity.
CCCAGUAGUAGGACAAAAAGUAGCCGGCAAGCCGCAUCACUCUUCACCGCAGAGGGUUUGACUGCAGUCAACUGAAGAAGUUCCACAGCUGGCGGGCGACGCUCCCGAGCCGCCGGAGUAACGACCUGCAUAACUGAUCUGAUCUGAUGACAGAGAGAGACACAGACACACAAAGAGAGAGACACAGAGACACAGAGAGAGAGACACAGAGAGACAGAGAGAGAGACACAGAGAGAGAGGAGGAAGGUUUCCACUGUCAACUCACAAAAGGUGCCUCCAGACUUCAGUCAUUACUCCUGACUUGCAGAGAGUCACGAUGGCCGACCGCUUCGACUGCGACAGUUGCAAAGAAUCCCUGUACGGCCGCAAGUACAUCCAGUCCGAUGACAGCCCCUACUGCAUUCCCUGUUACGACAGCUUGUUCUCAAAUACAUGCGACGAGUGCAAAGAACUGAUCGGCCAUGAUGCAAGGGAGCUCUUUUAUGAGGACCGGCAUUAUCACGAGCACUGCUUCCGCUGUUUCCGCUGCGACCGCUCGUUGGCAGACGAACCCUUCACCAGCCAGGAUGAGGCAUUGCUCUGCAAUGACUGCUACUGCAAUGAGUUCUCCUCCAAGUGCGUGGCCUGCGACAAGAUUGUGAUGCCAGGCACCAGAAAGUUGGAGUAUGGAGGCUCCACAUGGCACGAGGCCUGCUUCAUCUGUCACAGCUGCGAACAGCCGAUCGGCUCCAAGUCCUUCAUCCCUGACAAGGACGAGCACUACUGUGUGACCUGCUACGAGGACAAGUUCGCCCCGCGCUGCACGCGCUGUAAAAAGACCCUGGCUAAAGGCGGUGUGACUUAUCGCGAGGAGCCGUGGCACAAGGAGUGUUUUGUGUGCACCAGCUGUAAGACGCAGCUGGCGGGUCAACACUUCACCUCCCGAGACGACAGCCCCUACUGCCUCAAGUGCUUCGGCAGCCUGUACGCCAAGAAGUGCGAGGCCUGCAGCAAACCCAUCACAGGUUUUGGAGGAGGAAAGUACAUCUCAUUUGAGGAUCGUCAGUGGCAUCAGCCGUGCUUCACCUGCUCCCAGUGCUCUGUGUCACUGGUGGGCGCCGGCUUCUUCCCUGAUGGUGAAAGGAUCCUGUGCCGUGACUGCAAUACCAACCUAUAGAGCUUUUCAAUCACGAUAUUUUUCGCCCUCCUCCCCUUGACUUACCCUUUGCUCUUUGCCACAGCAUUUCAAGAACCCCAAGUCCAUUACCGAGGAAGGUAACACAGGCUAACUAAUGUUGCCUCUCAGACAUCAGCUCCUCCCUGUCUAGAUCAAACAUUUCAACCAGGAGCUGGUGUGCAAAAUCCUGUGCUGAUGCGCCAUCAUUUGCAUGAACCACAGCACAGAUUUUAACCAAAAAGUGAAUUAUUUUGUGAAACAAAACUAAAUGGCGUGCCUUGAAAAAACAUACAUUUCUUAUGUUGCUAUGUCUUAUUAAACCAAAGAAAGAUGCAAAAUGCUAGUCACUUUGCAAACAAAUUCCCUUCAUAUUUUAUAUAAAAUAAGUUGCCACUUCAGGUAGAGGUCGGGCUCUGAUGAGAAGACGCAGAACACUGAUACAGUAUAGAAUAUAAACCUUGCUGUUUGUAUUUUCAAAGUAUGUUGUAGUUACUUUUCUAAUGCUCUUAUAACUGCAGUUUUAUGCAUUUUGAAUGUUGCUUCUUCUCACAUGUCAGUUGUCUGUCUGUGAUGUAUGUGUGGCUUUUAUGCGUCUUGAACAAGUUAUUGUAGAUAAUGACGUAGAAGGAGUUGUGACACUGCUGGACCAAUAUUAAGAAAAAAGGAAAUGUGUCAUUCAGUGAGACAGUCAUGAUCUAUGAAGUCAAUUGCACUUUGGAUUAUUGCUACCAUGGUUAUAUGCACAUGAAAACAAAAUUCAAGGACAUGGCUCAAGACACAUAAAGCUCUAUAUUUGUUAUGUAUCUGCUUGUGCAACUUUUGCAAUGACACUUAUUUUACAUUAUGUUACAUCGUUUCUUUAAUUUGUUGUAACAAUUGUUUUGUUUUUAAUCACCUUUGCUCAAAGAGCCGGCGUUUAUAACCCAAAAGAAGCUGAAAGGAAAUGCAACCGUUACCGUUGGUUGUAUUGCAGGAGCGUGCAUGUCUCCAUCUGCCAUGAUUUGCCACAGUAAUUAUUUUGUCACUGUAAACACUGUUGGUGUUUUUUGAUUGUCAGUUUUCAACUUGUAUAUAAAAAAAAAAUUCUAAACAAAAAAAACAAAAAAAAACAACUUAUAUUUCAUUAUUUCAGCUUUGAUGCUGGUGAGUCAGAGUUGGCAAGUAUGCAUUUUAAGAUGAAAAAAUAAGGAGUCAAGGCCAUGACAGUAUGAACUUACUGUAAAGCAAAAAGAUGAUGGUUGAUAUGACUAAAUGCUACAAUGGUUAGUCUUACUUGUGAAGUUUUAUUAAAUACAUUUACAUCAA